Molecule: messenger RNA, 1224 nt
Organism: Penicillium atrosanguineum
Lineage: Eukaryota; Fungi; Ascomycota; Eurotiomycetes; Eurotiales; Aspergillaceae
Product: TauD/TfdA family dioxygenase
Exons: 3
Coding region: 1-1224 (407 amino acids)
Molecular function (GO): oxidoreductase activity
Source: RefSeq, a predicted model, not a curated record
AUGACUACAGCCGUGGAGACUGCUACUUCGCAAGGUCUGGCCUUGAGCGGGGCCGACACCGACAAAUUUCCAGACGGCUUGAAGACUUCUGGACAGCAUCCCCCAGUGUAUUCUUGGGUCCGUCCAUAUGCAGACUUCCCAAAAGUACAUACAGGCCCUACCGUCUGGAAAGCCGAAGAUUAUCGCAACAGUCCCGAGCUAUGGACACACCGAUUCAGCGAUAAUGAAAUCCAAGAAAUAAGCGCGGCCGCAGAUGAAUUUAUCGAGAUGGAAAUACCGUUGACUGGUAUCUCAAAGACCAAUUUCGCACUUCCAAAUCUCUCGCGACGUCUGGAGGAGCUGCGGAAAGACUUGAUCGACGGCAAAGGAUUCUACCUUUUUAAGGGUAUCCCAGCCCAGCAGUGGAGUCUCCAAAAGUGUGCGACUGCAUACAUGGGUCUUGGCACUUACCUUGGAUACUUUGUGAGCCAAAAUGGCCGUGGACACGUUCUUGGUCAUGUUAAGGAUCUGGGAGAAGACCCGACCAAGACUGACCGAGUUCGCAUUUACCGCACCAAUGCUCGUCAAUAUUUCCACACUGAUGGGUCCGAUAUCGUGGGACUUCUAUGCGUCGCCAAAUCCAUGUCUGGUGGCGAAUCAGACAUUGCAUCAACACACCAGGUCUUCAACGUUUUGCAAGAAAGACACCCCGAUGUUGUCCAGACACUCGUUGAGCCCAACUGGUACUUUGAUCGCAAGGGUGAGACAUCAGAGGGCGAGGAACAGUGGAUUCGGGGCAGUAUCUUCUACCUCGAGAACGAGCGUGCCGAGAAUCCCCGAGUCUAUGCGAGAUUCGACCCCAUGAAUGUGACUUCCCUGGCACGAUUCAACUCUGGCCCAAACGCUCAGAUCCCCCCUCUAUCUGAGAAGCAAAAGUACGCAAUGGAGGUGUUCGAGAAGACCUGCGCGGAGCUUUCACUUCAUAUGAUCCUGGCGCCAGGCGACAUCCAGUUCGUCAGCAACUCGCAUGUCUUCCACGCGCGAACUGCGUACACCGAUCACCCCGCAGGUGCCGUCGAUGAGAAUGGUAACCCUGCCCGUCGUCGACACUUGAUGCGCCUGUGGCUCUCUGCGCCUGAAUCCGAAUCUGGCUGGAAGCUUCCCUAUCAUGAUACCCUAGAAAAGAAGCGAGGAGGUAUUCAGGUCAAUGAUCAGCCACCUCAUUGUCCUUUGGAUGCGGAGUAA